Messenger RNA from Mucor velutinosus, 2073 nucleotides. RefSeq lists its product as uncharacterized. Lineage: Eukaryota; Fungi; Mucoromycota; Mucoromycetes; Mucorales; Mucoraceae. Gene Ontology annotation, molecular function: L-amino acid transmembrane transporter activity. The record is from RefSeq and is a predicted model, not a curated record. Gene Ontology annotation, biological process: amino acid transmembrane transport. Gene Ontology annotation, cellular component: vacuolar membrane. The coding region runs from base 1 to 2073 and encodes 690 amino acids. The transcript is spliced from 5 exons.
AUGUCUUCACCUUUACCAGUGAACGCAAAGCAAGGCUAUAGAGAAGGAGGCUCCUAUGUGCCUGAUUCAUCCGUCCUAUCAAGCUCCAUUGACAGAGUCAACUCGACUGCUCGUUUAGGCUCAUCUCCCAUUCCGUCUAAUGUUUACGGCUCUUCCCCAAAAAGUUUUCGCUCACACCAAACAUACGGCUCUACUGAUCUAGACAACGUACUGACCAACAACAGCGGUAGCCUAUUCAGACCCCUUUCUACAGCUACAUUUAACCCUGAAGACGGCACCGUCAGUGUGGAUCUCCCCGAAGACCAAGUAGCCAAAGUCGUCAAGAGACAUUUGGUUGAUACCUCUCCAUCUCCUUCUUUACGGAGCGGCUCCAUUCAUCGGAGUAUCACUAAUGAAGAUGAUCAAGCCAGCAGCUCCAAUGUGCGCAGUGUGCAUCAACUUCCAGGCGGUGCCAUUACGCAUGAUAUCUACAAAUGGACAGAGGAUGUUGAGAAUGAACAAAUCGCUCGUCGUCAACGCUCUCAGUCCUUUUAUGUGCCUCGCAGCGAACCUGUGGACCCAACUUUGGCUAGAUUAAAGGAUCCGGGAGGAUUUAGACGCCAUUUCGUAGUCAAGAACGCAGCUCGUCAAGGUCGAGACCCCCCUCACUGGAUGACUCGUACAUUUGUCGACUUUUUGGCUCUGUAUGGCCAUUUUGGUGGCGAGGAUUUAAGCGAUGAUGAAGGCGAAGAAGGAGACGAUGAUUUGGUAGAGGAUGACUACUUGGAGUCAGGCUUGAGACGACGCAGAAGAAGAAGAUCCGAUGACGAGGAAGAGGAUAACGAGGAGUCAUCCCUGAUCCGUAGGGCUCAAGCAAAUGCUGUACAAGGCACUGCUACACCUGCUAAGGCUGUGUUUUUGCUGUUGAAAUCAUUUGUUGGUACAGGCGUCAUGUUCUUGCCAAAAGCUUUUUACAAUGGUGGACUCUUGUUUUCAACUGGGUUACUGACUGCCAUUGCCAUGAUUUCCUUGUAUACAUUCUUGCUGUUGGUCGAGACUCGCAACAAGGUGCCUGUUUCAUUUGGUGAUAUCGGUGGCGUCUUGUUUGGCAAAAGCAUGCGACUUGCUGUAUUGACAGCCAUUACAUUCUCGCAGAUGGGAUUUGUUUGCGCUUAUAUGGUAUUUGUAGCUCAGAACGUGCAAGCCUUGAUAGAGUCAGUAUCGCAAUGCGACCUGAGAGUGCCAUUAUCGUACCUUAUUCUCGGCCAAAUUGCCAUCUUUGUGCCACUCGCUAUGAUUCGCAAAAUUCAAAAACUGUCAGCCUUUGCUCUCAUUGCUGAUCUAUUUAUUCUCAUCGGAUUGGUGUAUCUCUACUAUUACGAUUUCCUUACACUGGCAAGUCAAGGCAUUGCUGAUGUGGAAUGGGUCCUCAACUCUAAGUCAUUCCCAAUGUUUAUUGGAACAGCCGUGUUCACAUACGAAGGAGUGGGCCUAGUCAUUCCUAUUACUGAGUCCAUGGCAGAACCAGAAAAGUUCCCCAAAGUGUUAUCAGGUACCAUGUUGUUUAUCACUGGCAUCUUCUUAUCGGUCGGUUUCGUUUCGUAUUUAGCCUUUGGUAGCGAGGUUCAAACCGUCAUCUUGCUGAAUAUGCCCGGUACCGCUGUGGUCAAUACAGUGCAGGGAUUGUAUGCAUUAGCCAUUUGUUUGUCCAUCCCCCUUCAGCUGUUCCCUGCCAUCCGUAUUGUGGAAAAUGGAUUAUUCACUAGAUCUGGAAAGUACAACAACACUGUCAAGUGGCAAAAGAACGUGUUUCGAUUUGUCUCUGUCUUGAUUUGUGCCUGUAUUGCUAUUGGUGGCUCUGGUGAUUUGGACAAGUUUGUGUCUCUCGUCGGCUCCUUGUGCUGUGUGCCUCUCUGCUUCAUCUUUCCUCCACUGUUCCAUCUAAAGGCCAUUGCUAAAUCCUGGCGUCAAAAAACCAUUGAUAUUACCAUUCUCAUCUUUGGUAUUGUAUCAAUGACAUAUACCACAGGCAUUACAAUUGCUCUAUGGUCUCAAGGCGGUGAAGCAGCGCCCAUCUCAAGAUGUCCUGCCUAA